AUGGGAAAGGCCGGGGUGAGUUUCCGCCCUCGCGCCGGGGAGGCAGCCGGAGUAACUCCUGUAACUGUGGCGGUCCUGGGCGCCCUCCUGGCUCUCCCCGCCGACAACAUGCUCCAGUUCCUGCUUGGAUUUACUUUUGGCAACGUGGUGGGAAUGUACCUCGCUCAGAACUAUGAUAUACCAAACCUGGCUAAAAAACUUGAAGAAAUUAAAAAGGACUUGGAAGCCAAGAAGAAACCCCCUAGCUCCUGAGGCUACUGCAGCGCUGCGUUCUGUACACACUGCCCUCCUGCCUCUGAGCGGCCUCCCUCACCUGAUCCCACAGCUCUGUGUCUCCCAGCCUCAGCGAUUUUCCUCUUUGCUAGACUGCAUUGCCUUGGAGCAAAAACAGGGCCCUAAGUCAAGAACUACCCUUCAUAGUUUCAGCUCCUUAGGUCUUCUCAUGUCUUCCUUCUACCUCUAUGGGGGGCUUGAAGACUAAAAUUAUGGUGCUAGGCUAGGUUGGCAAGCAUGACCUUUGUUUAGUAGCUUUCCCUUGUUCUUUGGGAUUCCUACUUCUUGUCAAAAGAAAAAUUGCUGAGUUUGUAUAGCUGAUCAGACACAAAUAAUGCUGAAUUCUUUAGUGAUUACAAUGGGUGCUUCUUAAAUACUUGUACUAAACUUUGUUUUGAAGUAUUAAAAUUAAUAUCUAGACCCCAGUUUCUAGUGAAUUAUCCAU
Molecule: messenger RNA, 718 nt
Organism: Fukomys damarensis (Damara mole-rat)
Lineage: Eukaryota; Metazoa; Chordata; Mammalia; Rodentia; Bathyergidae
Gene: Stmp1
Product: short transmembrane mitochondrial protein 1
Exons: 3
Coding region: 1-252 (83 amino acids)
Source: RefSeq, a predicted model, not a curated record